AUGGCUGCUCAACCCUUCCACCACGCGCAAAGCGAAUCCGUCAAGGAGAAGAAGGAUUUGGCGAGCUGGUGGAAGAACUUCAAGAGGAGCGACAAGAAAGGCCCKGAACAAGUCAUCCCACAAGGCAUCUUUGGAGUCCCGCUCCAGACCAGUAUACGAUAUGCGAACGUCGCGAUUAGCCUGUUCAACGAUGAAGGGCAAAGCUAUAUCUACGGCUACGUGCCCAUCGUGGUAGCGAAAUGCGGCGUUUUCCUCAAGGAAAAGGCGACGGAUGUUGAGGGUAUUUUUCGUCUUGCCGGGAGCGAGAAGCGCAUCAAGGAACUCAAAGUCGCGUUUGACAGCCCGGACCGAUAUGGCAAAGGACUGGACUGGACGGGCUACACCGUUCACGAUGCCGCCAACAUCCUCCGACGCUACUUCAACCAACUCCCGGAGCCCAUUAUUCCACUAGAAUUCUACCAAAAGUUUCGCGACCCUUUGAGGAACCAUCAAGCGCAAGCCGUGGGUGCAAUCGAGACGCAAAGUCCGAGCGAGGGGGAAUUCGACCACGACGGCGCCAUUCGAGCUUAUCAAGGUCUUAUAACUGAACUUCCACCGCUGAACCGACAGCUAUUACUCUAUAUCUUGGACCUUCUCGCCGUCUUUGCGAGCAAGUCUGAUUUGAACAAAAUGACAACCCCAAACCUGGCAGCCAUCUUUCAACCCGGCAUUUUGAACCAUCCUCAACACGACAUGGCUCCGCAGGAGUAUCGUCUCAGCCAGGACGUGCUGAUCUUCUUGAUUGAGAACCAGGACAGCUUCCUCAUUGGCAUGCAAGGAACUGCAGCAGACCCGGAGACGGUGCGAGAUGUACAAAGUGGUUCGCCAGCCAAGACUCCCUCCACACCACCAACACCGAGUCGUGCCAAGACCGUCAUUGGCCGCUCUAGUUCCAAUUCGAGUGUUGCUGCGGAAAGCGUGCGCAAGUUUGGUAGCAUCCGCCGCAACGUCUCCGUGUCCAGCAAACACAGCAAAAGAUCUGAAAAGGUCACUCAGCCCGGAUCUCCAGUGACUUCUCCUGCUCUGCCAGCAAGCAGCGGUGUUCAUAGGAGCAACACCGUUCCUUCUAGGCGAGGUGGAAGUGCUGCUCAGUCGSCUCGAUUCCCUCGCGAGAAGCACUCGGAUGCAUCAUCAUCCCGUGCAGGUUCUCCCUCGAUCGUGCCCGUAGCGGCUGGUGCAAGGGUCGAUCGACCUGCUGCUUCCGACCGACCGGCUGUGGGGCUUGCCGUUGUGAAUCCUACACUGGUGAGACCCUCCACGGCCGAACACCAGAGAUCUCUUCAAAGUACUCCGAUUGCCACUCAGGCUCCUCAAUCCUUUGUAUCAGCGAAUCAGGCCUUUUCAACGACAGCUUUCCCACUCGAAGUAACAUCUGCAUCAUCUAGCGAGGCUACUACCCCACUGGCUAAUAUAGGCAGCGGCACUUCAUCUACGACAGUCGCCGAUAAUGCGACGACGAGAAAGGACACGUCUCCCUUGCUUUCACCUCCUCGUCACAGCGGUGAGAGAACGAAUGAUAGAUCAGCAUCCAACACGCCGUCCGCUGCAUCGGGACGCAAGUUCCUCGAUAUCCUCAACAAAUCUCCCUCCAGUGACGGCGAGGGUCGCAAGCCGAACAAACUGCAGAAAAAGAGGGUCCCCGUGUCUUCGCUCUCGAGCGCCCAAUCAUCAGCGCAGUCUCUUGACGAUGCUCCAGAACGUCAUGGAGAUCAUUCAUCGCACUCGCCCAUCUCUCCAACACAUGCUACAAUCGCCGAGGUACAAAACGACGCAGCAUACGACACGACAACGAGCCACCCUUCGCGGAAUACCCCAUCCACUCCUCAACGCCAUCCUACAGAGGCAACUCUCCGACCCACAGUCUCACCUUCCAACUCAUUCCACUCGCAUACAGAUACCUCCGAUGCCGAUAUGGUGGGAGACGACAUGCCGCAUGAUUCUGAUCAGGCUGAUAGGAAGAAGCGCGGCCGUUGGCGUUUCUCUCGUCCACAGAAUAAAAUGGAGCAGCCGACAACCCCUGGGAAUCCACUUGGAACCAUGACAGCACGAGAACAGGCCAUGUCACGAUCUACAAUAGGCAGCGGUGGGUCUCAGCCUCGACAAAGCUUUCAAGAGCCUACAUCUCUGGGCUCUGUCGCAACUGAUCCUUCUGGUGGCUUCUCGCCUGAACCUCGUCCUGUGCAACCAGCUGCCACUUCUGAUGCAGUGUUUUCCGACUCUGAGAGGGAACGAAAAGGACCAAUGUCAUGGCUGAGGAACAAGAUCCAAGAACGAAAAGAUAAAGACGCCGAGAAACGCUCGCAGACACCGGAGAGAAGCUCACAUGGGAGGUCCAAAAGUAAGACCGACCUGCAGGAUUCCGAGACUGCGAUUCCCCACCGCGGAAGGUCUCUUGAGCAACCGCGGAGCAGCCUCGAGGCCAGAAACACUCAUGUCCAUGCCCAGCCUCCUCCCAGCGCAGACAGCGGCCAGACAGUGAAGCCCAAUGGGAAUAGAUUUGGCGAUAAUGUUUAUAAUACGAGUACCGAGGUUGGGGGGACAAAGGCGGAGGCCGGCAACCAGUAG
Molecule: messenger RNA, 2604 nt
Organism: Ramularia collo-cygni
Lineage: Eukaryota; Fungi; Ascomycota; Dothideomycetes; Mycosphaerellales; Mycosphaerellaceae
Product: related to Rho GTPase activating protein
Exons: 3
Coding region: 1-2604 (867 amino acids)
Biological process (GO): regulation of fungal-type cell wall organization; activation of GTPase activity; signal transduction
Cellular component (GO): cell cortex
Molecular function (GO): GTPase activator activity
Source: RefSeq, a predicted model, not a curated record